ACAAGAGUAUCAGCUAGAAGGAGAUGUUUUAUAUAUGCUGACUCAUGGUUAACAUUGGUAUAUAAGGAGCCGAGUGAUAUGAGAAACAUUCGGUCAGAAAGGAUCAGAGAGGUUUUUUGACACGCAGUGCUUUUGGGAAAUUUAGGGUGAAAAAAAAAGUACAUUGAUUAAAGUGAGCAGGACUAGGAAGAUUGAUCUAUACACACACUGGCAUAGAGAUAGGUAGAGUGAUGUGUUGAUGGGAAGAGAAACACGUAGAAAUUCAGACAGGUAAUUAGAUGAGAGAGAGAGAGGGAGAGAGAAACAGAUAGACAGACAAAUAGAGAGAUAGAUAUAUAGAUUAAUAGAAAGACAGACAGAUAAGCAGAUGGAUAUGUUGGUAGGUGUAUAAAUCAGACAGGUAAUUAGAUGAGAGAGAAAGAGACAGGUAGAUAGACAGACAAACAGAGAGAUAGAUAUAUAGAUUAACAGAAAGACAGACAGAUAAGCAGAUGGAUAUAUUGGUAGAUGUAUAGACUAAUAGACGGAACAGUUGGUCAGAAUUGAAAAAAGAGAAGAGAUACGAAAAGGGCAAAAGAAAAAGAUAAGGAAAAUAAGAAGCAAGGACUCAGUAUAUCACACAAACACAUAUGAGAGCAGAUACAUUACACACACAAACACACUGAAGAGACAAAGGGUCAAAAAAGUUCUCCGACAUCAAAGAACCCCAAAAAACAUCAAAAGACAUGGCAAAGUUGCAGUUUCUCUUGUGUUUCAUAUUAUCGUCUGCUUUAUUCAAUUUCCCAGUCACGUUUUCUUUCCCUUCUGGGGCCCCGAAGAACUCCUGUUUCGACUUGAUGCCACAUCACGGCGCGGGCGGACCCCAGCAAUCGACCAGCCCCUACCGAAUUGUCGCUGAAGCCACUUACACACCACAAGGAGCAUUUCUUCGAGGUGUCAUAACAGGCAGUGAAGCAUUCAAAGGAUUCAUUCUGCAAGCUCGGAACCUGGCAACUGGUGCCACUGCCGGUCAGUUUGUAUGGUUUAAUGAGGAAAGUGCCAGGACUUUGGACUGUGUCCAUCCCAAUGACACUUUGACACAUCGCAACAUAAAUGAGAAACAGAAAAUACCCUUUAUAUGGACAUCAGACCAGAACGAACCAGAAGUUAAAAAGAUCCAAUUCCAGGCGACUGUAGUGAAAUCAUAUGAACAAUUUUGGACAAACAUUCAUUCAAACAUCAUCAAUUUGAAGGAAGAAAAGUCACCAGAUUCAUCUUUAAUUCCAGCGAAAGGAACAGAUACAAGUACAGAUGGGACUCCUCAUGGUUCAAACCAUGAUCAAGGUCAGCAGAAGAAGAAACCAGCAUCGAAAUUUGUUGGGGAGAAAACUCAUCUGCAUCCGACAUCAGUAACUGAAACUGAACACAGAACAGGUGAUGGGGUAGGAGAUAACCAACCACCAUCUUCAUCUGUCACCCAACCGCCAUUUCAACAACCUCCAUCAGAUUUGAGGCCACAUCAGAAGCCGCAAUGGGAACAAAGGCAAUGGCCCCAGAAUUUCCCUCCCGUCUCUCAUCUACCUCAACAACAUCCCAGCCACCACCACCACCACCAACAACAACAACAGCAACAGCAACCAAAUAUGUGGUUUGAACCAAGGUGGCCUGUUAGACCAAACCGUGGUUUCCCAUCGUCUGCUUUCCCUCAGAAUCCCAGGCUAAAUGGCCAAAUGCCAGGAAACAGCUGGAGCGGUUUCUUCCUGGGUUCACCAGCAGAUGGCAACUCUGUCGCUUUUCAGAAUAAUGAUCCAAAUGGCAAUUGGUACUUCUCUCCUGACAACCCCAGACAAGUGAUUUGGAUGGAGUAAUCUUCCUUUCAUCUCCACUGAUUAACAGAUGUCACAAGAACACAAAUGGUAUGAAGUUUGACAAUGAUUCAAUCUUUGGAUAACCUUAACUUCUGAUGUUUGCCUGGUGGCCCCAGUGGAGAGAGGAACAUUUCCUUAGGACUACAGUAAGGGUACUAGAAGUCAGCAUCAAUAACAAAAACAAGAACAAAAUAAUUGUAAGAAAAACAGCUACAACAGCAACACGAACAAUAACUGCGACAAUUACAACUACAUCAACUAAUACAAUACCAACAGCAAAGUGUAAUAACAAAGCAGACGACAGAAACCUGUAGCAGUCACUGAAAAACAACAAUAGCAAUAAAGAAACAAUAAAGACAAAA
This is a messenger RNA of Octopus sinensis (East Asian common octopus), 2209 nucleotides long. RefSeq lists its product as uncharacterized. The record is from RefSeq and is a predicted model, not a curated record. The transcript is spliced from 7 exons. Gene Ontology annotation, molecular function: oxidoreductase activity, acting on metal ions. Lineage: Eukaryota; Metazoa; Mollusca; Cephalopoda; Octopoda; Octopodidae. The coding region runs from base 726 to 1847 and encodes 373 amino acids.